CAGUGAAAAGGCCAUGAUUAGUGACUCGGAAAUCAUGUCGUUGACAGGUUCUCCAAACAGAGAUAAUUCAUCUCCAUGGCAGAGAUGUUCACCAUGCUUCCUCCUUUACAGAUUUCUGAUUGGACUCCUUCAUCUGAUAUCUCAAUUCCUUCUUUGGCUUUUACAUCUGGGGUGUUUGCUGAUUGGAUGUAUCAAAUCUAUAUGUGGAAAACCGUGUGCUUGUUCCUUCUCACAAGUUAAAGUCCAUGUUGUGGUCAGUGGCCCCACCCUGGACUCCCACCAGGAGUUCAUGAGAAAGCUGGGCAUACCCCUGGAGGUCUGCAGGCUGGAGGAGUGCAAUGUGAUCCUAGUUUUCUGUCCUGUUGUCACUCGGAUGGGGACGGAUAUGGAAGCAGCUCUGAAGAACAUUCCAGGUGACAAACCUGCCAUUUUGGUGCUCAUGCACCACAGUUAUACCUCUGAACACAUUGCUGACAUUCCGAUUACACCAAGCAAGAACAACGUAAUGAAAGUGGUUCAAUGUGUUUUCUAUCAGCUGCUUGAUUCAGCUAAACUGCUGGACUGUGAGUUAAACUACCGAGCGCUUAGAGAAGUAGCAGCUGAGCUGAACCUGUCCAGGCAGAACCACGAGAUGCGAUUGUUCUGA
Scleropages formosus (Asian bonytongue) is the source of this 646-nucleotide messenger RNA. RefSeq lists its product as uncharacterized. The record is from RefSeq and is a predicted model, not a curated record. NCBI's taxonomy places the organism in Eukaryota, Metazoa, Chordata, Actinopteri, Osteoglossiformes, Osteoglossidae. Bases 14 to 646 code for a protein of 210 amino acids. The transcript is spliced from 6 exons.